Messenger RNA from Synchytrium microbalum, 4236 nucleotides. RefSeq lists its product as uncharacterized. NCBI's taxonomy places the organism in Eukaryota, Fungi, Chytridiomycota, Chytridiomycetes, Synchytriales, Synchytriaceae. Gene Ontology annotation, cellular component: transcription repressor complex; nucleus. Gene Ontology annotation, biological process: negative regulation of transcription by RNA polymerase II; signal transduction. Gene Ontology annotation, molecular function: protein binding. Bases 1 to 4236 code for a protein of 1411 amino acids. The record is from RefSeq and is a predicted model, not a curated record. The transcript is spliced from 14 exons.
AUGAGAGCUCUGGAUUUUGCCUGUGAACGUAAAAAGACUGUUGUUCCUAUUAUUUUGAGCAAGGUUGAAGACCUCCAUGACAGUCGUCUCCGCAUUGCUGGUUUGCUAUACAGCGACAUUCGAGUUUCCGAUGAUAUGCCAUGGGCCAAACGAAUGGCUGAUCUAUCAUCUCAAAUCGAUCACAAGUAUUUCAGGCGCAAAGAAAUAGAGGACGUUAACAAUCGAACUCCUGGAGCCAAAAGGGAAACAUGCCAGAUCAUGUUUAGUUAUUGCUGGAGCCAACAACCCAUGGUUAGGGAGAUCAAGGAUAGAUUACGAAACUCAUUAGCAGAGAGCCCAAACCCUGGACUGCAGAACAUUAAAAUCUGGUUUGAUGAAGAGCAAAUGUGUGAUAAUAUUUUUGAUCAUAUGGCCGAAGCUGUGGAUAAUGCUAAAAUGGUGAUAGCGUGGUUAUCAAAAGCAUACGAAGAGUCUGCCAAUUGCCGCAGAGAGCUACAGUAUGCUGCUACGAAUAAAAAGACCCUAUUGCCUGUUCGCAUUGAGCAAGAAACGACUCGGGUGGCUAGCUUAAUUCUCGGUGGAUGCACGUGUCUAGAAAUUUUCGAAGCCGCCCUUGUCGAUGAGUGUGUAGACGACAUAAUCAACUUGAUCAACUUUAAUCUAUUGGGCCAACCCCUACAACCUCUUCAUACUACUUACACGUUAAAUGAUAAGAUCAUGGAGCUGGAUACACGACAACGAGAACUUCACCAGCUUUUCAAGCCGUCUGACCAAAUAGAGAGAGAAAUUCAAAAGUCUGCGGCAAUUCGAUCUCCUAAUAGUAGGCGGUUGCUUUUGGAGAGAUUGAAGAAGUGGGCUAAUGAUGAUGGUGGCAACUUUCUGUGGUUGCGAGGUGAUAAAGGUUCAGGGAAAAGUGUCAUUGCUUGCUCUGCCACUACAUACUUGACACAACACGAUGUACAUGUCAUCGCAUUCCCAUGUCGGUAUAACCAGGAAGAUUUGAGUGACGCCAAUUCGUUGAUUAUAUCUUUAGCCUUCCAACUAUCCAUCUUGAAUGAAAAGUAUGCAGAGCUGUUGCUCAAAAGAAUGGAUGAUAUAGAAUGGCAAAAGUGGGGUAUUCGAACAUUGUUUGAACAAUUCCUCCUUGAUCCCUUAAACGAGCUCUCAGCUCAUCAACGAAGACUGGUAAUCAUUAUAGAUGCUCUAGAUGAAUGUGGUGUGCCAGGAUCAUUAGGACGUAAAGAGAUUCUGGGCUGUUUAGCAAAUGCAUCGUUCCCAGUUUGGGUAAAAUUCAUAAUCACUAGCCGACGUGAUAAAGAUCUACUAGCUGCUCUAGAUACCCGAUUUACUACCGCUCUACCACUCCAAGACCCAAAACCCGUCUCUGCCAGUCUUGAUUUCUUCAUUGACCUUGGGCUAGACACAAAUUUGGACGAUAUUCGGGAGUUUGCCCGUAUUGAGCUGAACAAGAUCAGAUUGCGAGGAUUCAACAGGGCUAAAGAGACUGAGAAUAUUAUAGAAAAGUGUAACGGAUCAUUUCUUUUGGCAUCACUGAUGUGUGAUAGCCUCUGCCAGUGUAUAUCUUUAGAAGAGAUCUCUGUAGCAAGGGAAUCUUUUGCCAUUGAUGGCAGUGAAGCAGCUGGCGCGGAUUUUCAGGAAAGUUUGUUCUUUCUGAGAGUCUUGACUGGAGCUUUGGGCCAAGAUAAGCGAUGGGGAACCACUUGGCUCUCCUCCUUCAAAGGGAUUGUUGGUGCUAUCGUGGCCUUACGUAGUGCUCUUCCAGUAUCGACCUUGGCAGCACUGCUAGCUGGUGGCGAUUCAUCUAAUACAGCAGAGAAAGGCUUCGAAAUACGCUCCGUUUUAGCACGGUUUUCUUCUCUCUUUGAUCUGGUUGGUGAUAAUGUCUCAAUUAGCCACAAAUCUUUGAACGACUUUUUAACCAACGCUCAGCGUUGCACCGAUACUCGAUUCUUUAUAAAUCCGAAGGAAAACCAUGCCUUUUUGGGACGCCAGUGUCUUGAAAUCUUGAACCACGAACUCGCUUUCAAUAUGGCAGGAAUGGACACAUACGGUGUUCCAUUACAUAACGAUAUACCUGACUUCCGACAUCGUGUGAAUACAGCCGUAUCGGGUGCCUUAUCAUACGCUAGUGUUCAUUUUAUUAGUCAUUUGCUCUCUGCUACAAUGGAUUAUGAUGAAAUAAAAGCUAUAAGGUCACUCAUUCAGUCAUUCUGUGAGUCAAAACUACUCUUUUGGGUUGAAGUCUUGUCAUUAGUCGGUCGUUUAGAUGUGGCUAUGACUGAACCUGCCAGUAUACAGUUUUCGGUCUCAGAGCAAAGUCGGCAGUUGCUUUUGGAUAUCAGCAGGCUUGUUUCCUACUUUAAAACACCCAUAGAAGUAUCCGCUCUGCACAUCUACCGGUCAGCAUGGAGAUUUUGUCCUCGUGAUACCUCUCUAUAUAUAGCAUACAACAAAUUCGAGCUUCUGACUGGUCCUAAAUAUGUACGUGGUCUUGAGACAGUGUGGGGUGCUUCAUUGCAAGUGUUGAAGGGUCAUACGGAAACGGUAUACACUUUGGCCAUUUCGCCUGAUGGCAAGACUAUCGCUUCAGGAUCUCUUGACAAAACAAUUCGGAUUUGGACAGCAUUGACUGGCAAGGAGGAAGCUGUCCUCAAAGGACACGAUGGUCCUGUUUCCAUUGUCGCGUUUUCUCCCAACGGGCUGUUUCUAGCAUCUGGUUCUCACGAUUGCUCGAUGCGGAUAUGGAAUACCUCUAAUUGGACGACCGCCCAAAUCAUCAAUGGCCACGAGAAGCAAGUUUGGGCACUUUGCUUUUCUCCAGAUUCACGGAUGCUCGCUUCUGGAGCAUUUGAUUGUACAGUUCGCGUGUGGUCACUUGAAAACAACGCAGAUCAACAGAUGCACAUAUUUCACCACGAUGAUUUUGUUACGGAAGUCAAGUUUUCCCCAGACCAAGCAACACUUGCAUCAGCCAGCUACGAUAAAACAGUAAAAUUGUGGGACCUAGAGUCUGGGGAAUGUCAUGUUUUGGAAGGACAUACAGAUCACGUGUUUUGCUUGUCGAUAUCUGCUGAUGGAAAGCUGCUUGCUUCGGGAGGGCAUAUGAGAGACAAGCGAGUUUUGAUAUGGGACUUAAUCUCUAAACGACUUUUAAGGAUCAUCGAGGGGCACAGUGCUCCUGUGAUGUCUGUCUCGUUUUCAUCAGAUGGACGCAUCCUAGCAUCUGGGUCUGACGACAAGUCGAUAAGGAUUUGGGAUACUACUUCUGGCAAAGAGCUCAGAACUUUAAACGGUCAUAAUGCACCUGUACGGUCUGUAUGCUUUCACCCCGUCAAUGAUGAGGAGCUAGUGUCGUGUUCUGUCGAUAAGUCUAUACGAAUAUGGGAUAUUGGUCUCGACAACAAGAGGGCAAGUCAGGUUUCAUUGGGCCACGAUGGAGAAGUGACUUCGAUAUGCCUUUCGUUUGAUUCGUCUCUCCUUGCAACUGGUGGAAUCGAUACUGUGGUGCGAAUCUGGCACCUAGAAACCGGCGCCGAAAAACAUGCACUACGCGGAAAUACGGACUCUGUAACAUCGUUAGCGUUCUCUACUAACGGAUCUAUUAUCGCCUCUGGCGGGGCAGACAAGUCCAUUCGAUUGUGGAAUCUCGUUUCAGGCGAGCCAGAAGGACGGGUGCUAACAGGCCACCUGAAGUCUGUGUCUUGUCUGGCCUUCUCUCCUGAUGGCAGUAAGCUUGUGUCUGGAGGCAAAGACUCUACUGCUCAGAUUUGGGACGUAACUACAGGAACUCAUAUAAGAACUUAUGUGCCAUUGCAUCAAAUGUCCAUCAAAUCUGUCAUAUUUUUGCCUUACGGAACCAAAGUAGCAGGAGGCUCAAAAGAGGCUUUCGGAGGAGAGGAGUACAAAUUUGUGUACAUUUGGGAUCUAACUUCAGACAGUAUUGAGAGUACCGAGAUGCGGGAAGGACUUGACGACGCUUCUCAGGUGGUGCUGGCACCGUCACCAUUCAUGAUUGACCAGUUUGGAUGGUUUUUGAAGAACGAAACCAAACUGUUUUGGGGACCACCAGAGAUCUCGCAAGGAAUUUGGUGUGUCUCCAGCGAUGGGUCAUUUUUUGGAGUUGGGACCUCUCAAGGACGCGUAGUAAUCAUUGACGCGAGAGACAUCCUUCACGGAAUCGGUGUAUUCCAGUUGAAUGCUCAAUUGAACGGUUGA